Molecule: messenger RNA, 722 nt
Organism: Calypte anna (Anna's hummingbird)
Lineage: Eukaryota; Metazoa; Chordata; Aves; Apodiformes; Trochilidae
Product: stromal interaction molecule 1
Exons: 4
Biological process (GO): store-operated calcium entry; intracellular calcium ion homeostasis; activation of store-operated calcium channel activity
Cellular component (GO): plasma membrane; endoplasmic reticulum
Molecular function (GO): calcium channel regulator activity; protein binding; calcium ion binding
Source: RefSeq, a predicted model, not a curated record
AGUUCUGCCGCAUUGACAAAGCUCUGUGCCAGGAUGAGGAGGAGCAGCUCAGCUUCGAGGCCGUCCGCAACAUCCACAAGCAGAUGGACGACGACGCCAACGGCAACGUGGACGUGGAGGAGAGUGAUGAGUUCUUGAGGGAGGACUUGAAUUAUCAUGACCCAACAGUCAAGCACAGCACCUUCCAUGGAGAAGACAAGCUCAUCAGUGUGGAGGAUCUCUGGAAGGCCUGGAAGACAUCUGAAGUCUAUAACUGGACAGUGGAUGAGGUGGUUCAGUGGCUCAUCACCUACGUGGAGCUGCCCCAGUACGAGGAGACCUUCCGCAAGCUGCAGCUGAGUGGACACGCCAUGCCCAGGCUGGCAGUGAACAAUGUCACCAUGAUGGGAAGUGUCCUGAAAAUGACCGACCGCAGCCACAGGCAGAAGCUGCAGCUGAAGGCCUUGGACACCGUGCUCUUUGGGCCUCCCCUCUGUAAGUACCAGAACUGUCUGACCAUCCAUCAAGAGGUCUGUGUCUGCUCAGACAUCAGAGUCAUCUGGGAGAAGGGAACUCUGCCCUGUGCCACCUCAGCCAGGAAAAUCAUCCCUGGGAGAAGGUCCCUGACCCAGGAGCAGGUUGGCUCUGGAUUUGUUGGAGCCCAGAGGCCUCCUGCCUCUGAUGGGCUUAAUGGGACCCAGAGUCCAGCUGGGAUCUUCUCUGUCCAUGGGGUAAAACCAUAG